Tarenaya hassleriana is the source of this 2202-nucleotide messenger RNA. Its product is annotated as protein phosphatase 2C 16-like. Gene Ontology annotation, biological process: protein dephosphorylation. Gene Ontology annotation, molecular function: protein serine/threonine phosphatase activity; cation binding. The record is from RefSeq and is a predicted model, not a curated record. Lineage: Eukaryota; Viridiplantae; Streptophyta; Magnoliopsida; Brassicales; Cleomaceae.
AACAUAGAGAAAAAGCAUUUCCUCCGCACAUUAUUCCCCCUUCUCUCCAGUCUGAUAGAGUAGAGCCUCUGGGCAAAGCCAAAGCGUUGAGAAGCUUCUUCACUCCGUUCUUGUUUUCUCUCCGUUUAAUCAGUUUUUAUUUUCUCGAAUGCGAGUAUCUUUGAUUCAACCGAGGAUCCGAGGCAUAGAUCCGUUGGUUUCCGCCAGAUCUCUUCAUUGGUAUGCUCUUGUUCUUGAUUUGCUCUCUCUGCCUUAUCCGUGUUAACUAUGCGAGGUUCGUGUCUGAAAUGGAUGAAGUGUUACCGGAGAGAUUUGGUAGCGAGGGGAAGAAAAUGAUGGAAAUUAUUGGAUGGUUUGAGCCCAUCUCGGAGAAGUUGUAGCCAUUCAGCGUUUAAAGUAGAAAAAUUCAUUACAUUAGCGGUAGCGGCGGAAUUUCUGAUACCAAAUAUUGGUCUGAGAAGGUGAUGGAAGAGAUGUCUCCAGCAGUUGCCAUGACUUUGAGUUUGGCUAACUCCAUUUCCGAUAACUCGGGGAUCUCAUCACCGGUGGAAAUCACUCGGCUAAAGCUUGUUACUGAUGCGGCCGGCAUGUUAUCUGGUUCGGCAAAUCAAAGUUGUAAUAACAUCGAGACAGACUCUGCACUGGAAGUGGAUUCAGAGUUAGAGGAGAAAGGUCAAGUAGGAGGACCCGAGUCUUCUGCAAAUGUCUGUGAUGAGACUGUUCAAGAAACGGACGAAGAUGAGGUAUUAUCGGUCGUGGGGGAGGACGCGAGUGCAGUCAUCAGCGAAGGGUUAUUAGUUGUGGAUACUGGCUCGGAAAUAAGCUUGCCAGAUACAAUGGAGAUAGAAAACGGGCGUGUUAUUGCAAAGGCGAUUAUACUGGGGGAGACGAGCAUAGAGCAGGUUCCAGCAGCGGAAAUCCUUAUCAUGAGCGUGAAUCCAAAUGCGAAAGCUUCAGAUGGGUCUGUCCUGAAUGCUUCAGAGGUGGUCAUUCGGUUGCCCGAAGAAAAGAAUCAUCUCUCAAAAGCGGGGAGCAGGAGUGUGUUUGAGCUGGAUUGUAUACCUAUAUGGGGCAUGGUUUCGAUCUGUGGGAACAGGCACGAGAUGGAGGAUAAGGUUUCCGUUUUGCCUCAUUUUCUGAAAAUACCGAUCAAAAUGCUGAUCGGGGAUCGUGUUAUUGACGGGAUGAGCCCCAGUCUCACUCACCUCACUGGGCACUUUUUCGGAGUUUAUGAUGGCCAUGGGGGCUCACAGGUUGCUGACUAUUGUCGUGAGCGAGUCCAUUAUGCUUUAGCCGAAGAGAUUAACCGAAGCAAAGCUGAAUUAGAUAAUGCGGAUAAGGGCGAGAGUAGGCAGGUUCAGUGGGAAAGAGCCUUUACCCGUUGCUUUCUAACCAUCGAUGAUGAGAUUGCAGGGGGCAGACCAAAUACCGGUUCUUCUGACGUUGUUCUCGAGGCCGUUGCUCCCGAGACCGUAGGAUCCACCGCCGUGGUUGCUUUGGUUUGUUCGUCACAUAUUAUUGUUGCCAACUGCGGUGAUUCAAGAGCGAGAGCGGUUUUAUACCGCGGCAAAGAAUCAAUGGCUUUAUCUAUUGAUCACAAACCGGAUAGAGAAGACGAGUAUGCGAGGAUAGAUGAAUCCGGAGGGAAGGUUAUACAGUGGAAUGGAGCUCGUGUUUUUGGUGUUCUCGCUAUGUCGAGGUCCAUUGGUGACAGAUAUCUGAAGCCAUGGAUAAUCCCGGAACCCGAGGUAACGUUCAUACCACGAACCCGGGAAGACGAGUGCCUCGUACUGGCAAGCGACGGGCUAUGGGACGUGAUGACAAACCAGGAAGCAUGCGAAACGGCCAGGAGGCGGAUCCUGCUGUGGCACAAGAAGAACGGGAGCCCGGCCUUAGCCGAGAGGGGCAGAGGGGCGGACCCGGCGGCUCAGGCCGCGGCCGAGUACCUCUCCGUGGUUGCCCUUCAGAAGGGGAGUAAGGAUAACAUGUCCGUCGUUGUGGUGGACUUGAAGGUUCAGAGGAAGUUCAAGAACAAGUCUUGAUGUCAGUCUCCCUCCUUUUUUUCUCAUUUUAUUGAUUCCACGUUGUCUGUCGGGAUGGGGGAAAUAAAGAAAAGGACGAAAAAAAAAUGAGUGCAAGGUCCAUUUAUUUUUUUCCUGCGUGUGUAUUAAGAAAGGAAUAGAAGAAGUGUUUUUGUUAGUA